Molecule: messenger RNA, 4266 nt
Organism: Egretta garzetta (little egret)
Lineage: Eukaryota; Metazoa; Chordata; Aves; Pelecaniformes; Ardeidae
Gene: NOL8
Product: nucleolar protein 8
Molecular function (GO): RNA binding
Source: RefSeq, a predicted model, not a curated record
CGUCCCGGCGGAGUGGCGGGUCUCGGAGCUGCGGAGGUGGCCUCGGUCUCGCCUGUUGGGUCUGAGGGUGGCUUCCCCUCGCUGAGAAUAAUCCUUAGAAAGGUUAUGUUGCUAAGAGCUGUUGGCACGUGUUGUUAUGCACCCGGUCAUAGGCUUCAAGGUUUUUAAAAAAAUGCAAAAACCAACAAAAAACUCCCAAUGCUUAAACCCUGGUUGCUUGUAGCAAUGCUGGGCCGGAGCAGAGCGUGCAACCUGGUGCAGAGCAAAGGAGUCCUCAAAAGGUUUUUUAAGGAGGGCCUCUGAUGGGACAAUCGGUUGCGUGAUUAGGUGUUCUGAUUGUAUUAACGUCUGCAAUAUAAGUGUUGGUGAACUAUUUUUUAUCUUAUUGCAGUAAAACAGUGUGCGUUAACAGGUGUGAGAGCGUGACUUUUCAACAUGGAGAAGAAACAGGUUUUAAAACGCUUAUAUGUUGGAGGGCUUGGCCAUACGGUUUCGAAGGCUGAACUGCAAGAAAGAUUUGGCAAGUUUGGGCAUGUUUUGGAUGCAGAGAUUAUUACCAGAAAAGAUGAUCAGGGGAACCCCAUGAAAACUUUUGCCUACAUCAGUGUCAACAUUUCUGAUGCAGAUCUUAGAAAGUGCAUGUCAAUUUUAAAUAAAACAAAAUGGAAAGGGGGGACACUGCAAAUUGAGUUGGCCAAAGAAAGCUUUUUGCAUAGGCUCACCAUGGAGAGGAGGUGUAUUUUAAAAUCACUGAAGAAGGCUGGAGUUGUAGACUUUCAUAUGAAAGCAGUACCAGGUACAGAGGUGCCAGACCAUAAGAAAUGGGUUGUUGGUAAAUUCGGCAGAGUCUUGCCUAUCCUGCAUCUCAGGAGUCAACAAAAAAAUAAAAUUGUGAAAUAUGACCCAUCAAAAUAUUGCCAUAACCUUAGAAAGCUGGAACCAGACUUGACGCGUGUAACUCCUAUAUCCGAGCUCACUUGGCACUUGGAAGGGAGAGAUGACAGCAUAACCAAGAAGCGGCAAGGAGAGUUCCCUGCAACUAAGAAGCCACCUAAAAAACUGAGGCAACUGGGCAGUGAAGCUCUGAAUGGAGCAGUAGUUCUCUCUUCUGGGUGCCAGUCACGUUCCAGAAACACAAGCUCAUCACAACUAGAUCAAAGAUCAAAAUCCAAAUCCAGUGAGAAGUCUAAAUUGCCUUCAUCAAGCAGUCUUAAUAGUAAAAUAUCAGGGAUAGGUUGGUUAUCAGAUAAAAGCAAUGUUUCUGGAGUUACUGUGCUAAAUAAUAUGGAUGUUUCUGAGAGUGACAUUGAUUCCAAAGAGGAAAUCGGAGCAAUUAUAAAGAAGGAGUUAGAAAUACAGAAAGCUGAAAAUGUCGGGACUAAAAGUGACAACUUGGAAAUUGUUGGGGAGAAUUUUGAAUUAAAAUACAGUAGUCACUGGUCCUUAAGCAAUCCAUAUGCCAUGAAGAAAGCGAUCAAUGGAAGCUGCGGAAAGAAAGAGAGUGCAGAAUAUGAUAAUGGCUAUGAUUCAGCAGAUACAGACGAAAUUAUUGCUGAGAGUAAAACUCCAGAUCUAAGUAGCAGGAAACCUGCAACUUCAGAAAAUUCUAAACAGGUGAAGGUGGAAAAUAAAGAAAUACUAACUAACAAAAAAUGUGAUUUGGUAAAUGGCUCCUCACUGAAAACUUGCAAUUUAAAAGAAGAAUACCUUGAAAGAAAAGGCAAAACUAAAAAAUCCAAAAUUGCUGCAUUACAGAGUACAGCAAUUAACAGUAUAACAAAGACAAGUGACAGUGAAAGCUCUUAUUCAGAGCCUGAGAAAGGGGAGUCUGACAUCAGUUCUGAUUAUGAAUCCAUGAUGCAAAACUGUUAUCGCUUAGACCUUACAUUAGAUGACUUAAAAGCAUUAGCUACUGAAAACACUGGGACACCAGCAGAAGAAUCGGACAGUGCACAGAGUUCUGGUCGAUGCAGUGUUGAAGCAAAUGGAAAACUUUCUAAAUUUCACCCUGCAGUUAAAAAAAAAUGUAUCUGUCCCAAAGAUAUCGUUGCUGCAAUUUUAGCAGGGGAGGAGAAUGCUGAUGAAGAAAUCUCCAAGGGACAAAAUAAUUCGUGUUUGAAAUAUCAGCCCUUCAGAGGAAUGGGGUCCCUUUGUAAAAAAGAGUUAACUCAGGACAGCACUGGUUUGAAGAAGGGUUCUGUAGAAACUUUAGGUCUUGAAGCUUGUAUUUCUUGUUGUGGGGAGGAGUCAUCUAAAAGUCAGUCUAAGAACCAUUCACUUGAAGUCAGCAGUAAAAAGAGACAAAAUAUGCACUGUGAACAGCAAAGGGAAUUGUCAGAUGCUGCCUCUGUAGCAGAUGAGAGUGAUCAGCCUGUUUCCCAGCCACCUUUACAGGGAAAAAGCAAAGAUGCAAGUUCUUUGCAAGAAGACCAAAAUUCAGGGCACAGAGGUGCUGGUCCUAGUACUGAUCACAGCGAAGAUGAGAGCAGCGACAUGGAUAGUAAUGCUGCAGUGUCACAGAAACCCAUUACACGAAAACUGAAAAGCCCAAAACUGCUGUCAAAAAAAUUGAGGGAUGUAAACAAUAAAAAUCCAGAAUGUGAAGCUAAUAUGUGUGAGAAAGGGAAGACAAGCCUUCUGGAAAAUAAGAACCUUUGUCUUCAUGCUGCUGCUUCAAAGGAAACUAAUACAGAAAAGAAACAGUUGCAGGAUAACCAGAGGAGGCUGGCAGCUCUAGAAGAGAGACAGAAAGAGAGAGAAUUGCAGAAGAAACUCAUUCAAGGAGCUCUUUCAAAUCUGGAUAGCCAGCCAGCAGGCAAGCAUAAACACAUCGUAUUCGAUUCAGAUGUGGAAUGUGAAGCUGAAGUAUAUGAGAUGUUGAAGAAAGAUGUGAGUUUGGGAAAUACGCAUGAAGAAGAUAAAUCUGCUCCUAAAACUUCAGGCAGACUGUUUGAAAGCAGUGAGGAUGAGCAAGAUAAUACAGACAACGAGAGAUUCAAAAUUAAGCCCCAGUUUGAAGGCAAAGCUGGCGAAAAACUCUUGAAAUUGCAAUCACGAUUUGGCACAGAUGAAAGAUUUCGCAUGGAUGCUCGAUUCCUUGAAAGUGACAGUGAAGAAGAAGAGACAAAUAUCUUGAAGGCAGAUGAAGAAGAGCUUGCUGCAGAGAAAAAGAAAAAUCUGCAAAUACUGGGAAGCCUCUUGAAUAUCAACCUGGAGCACCCUAAAUCAACUAAAGCAGCCUCAAAUGCUAAGAAAUUCAAAGAUAUUAAUGCCCUCCGCUAUGAUCCCACAAGACAAGACCAUGCAGUUUUUGAAAGGAAACCAAGCACAACAGAAAGAGAGAGUAAAGCUAAAAGGAAGAAGAAGAGGGAAGAGAGUGAGAAACUGCCUGAAGUGUCUAAAGAAAUGUAUUAUGAUGUUGCUGUUGAUUUAAAAGAGUUGUUUGGAUCUUCAAAGAGCAAAUCAGAAAAAAAAGAAGAAAUACCCUGGGACAAAGAUGAUGCGGAGGACUCCACCCCACCUGACCAUUUGGGAUCUAAUGGUGGGAGUAACGUAGCUCAGAAGUCUAGUGGUUUCAGAUUUUCCUUCUUUGGAGACACGGAGGAGUUGGGCACAAAAGAAGAGCCCUACAUACUUGAAACAAUAAAGCCUGUAGAAGUCACAUGGCAAGAAGAUCCACGUUUCCAAGACAGCAGUUCUGAGGGUGAUGACGAGUCAGAGGCAUCAGAAAAUGAAAGGGACAAAGAAAUGUUUUUCUCUUUACCACAGACAGAAAGUGCUAGAUUUUUCUUCUUCUCCAAAGAUGAUGAGCGACUAAGAGAGGGCCCUAAGUUAUUUUGUAGAUCAGUAGACCUCAGUGAAGAAAAAGAUGGUUGGGAAGACAGACGUAACUUACUGCUUGAGAUCUUAUUCUUAUGUCCGUCUGGCCUAUGUGCUGCAGAUAGUCUGCUGGAGCAGAGAGGCUCUGCCAAGCCCAGCCUGGGCGCCUGCUGCCAGGCCUUGCCUGGGCCCUGGCCCCAGCCCAGGGGCACCUGGGUGCUUUGCCCCUUACCGGUGCCCAGGCCAGCACAGCCGUCGCACUCCCAGCUGGCCGUGCUGUUCCCCAGUUUGUAUUACAAAACAAUAAACCAGUCCUUUCACAGCUAUAAGGAGUCGCAGGCCAAAACAGGCUUUACAUUAGAAAGCUCAGAAUCAGCAGCGAGGCAGAGACCUCAGCAAGCAGCUGAAUUAAGAUCGUUCUCCAAAAAGGAAUUCUUAGGAGGCUAA